Messenger RNA from Exophiala mesophila, 2481 nucleotides. RefSeq lists its product as uncharacterized. NCBI's taxonomy places the organism in Eukaryota, Fungi, Ascomycota, Eurotiomycetes, Chaetothyriales, Herpotrichiellaceae. Gene Ontology annotation, cellular component: cytoplasm; nucleus. The transcript has a single exon. Bases 489 to 2123 code for a protein of 544 amino acids. Gene Ontology annotation, molecular function: poly(A) binding. Gene Ontology annotation, biological process: regulation of mRNA stability. The record is from RefSeq and is a predicted model, not a curated record.
UUUCUCUGUCGCGCCUUCCAUGGUCAACAGGAGAAAUAUUAGAAAUAAUAAUAGGCAGGAAAGAACAACCUAGAGUUGCACAGAUUGACAUAGCACGUGACCUUGGCGUACUCAUAGAUCACGUGAUUCUUGGCAUAAUAAACGGAUUUGUCUGCGUCAACUGCGUCUCCACGCCAUCGCAGGACAUCCAUCACCAACCACUGACUCGUCUUUCAACCCAAGUCUUCACUUGACCCUUGAUUCAUUUCAGUUCCGUGUGUAAUCUCACUUUUCUACUGAGAGCUGAUUGAUUCAAGUCACCACCACUAACUCUGUCACCCUCUGGCGACUGUUGAGCGCCGCGCCGCCACCUUCAAACCAUCACAUCCAUCUCUCAUUGUUUCCGCAAACGGAUUCGAAUCUCAUCUGCUUUCAAAGUCACCGCGCUCCAUCUCCUCCUCGUGAGGCACAUUAUCCCACUACCAAUUCUUCCAUCCGCAACCUCAAAGAUGUCCGCCAUCGCGCUCGAGACUCCCGAGGCGCAAGCACUGAGUAGCGCCGUCCACUCGAAAAUCGUCGAUCAAGGCUGGACCCAAGAUGACGAUACGUCCCUCGCCGAGUACAUUGUGCUCAUGCUUGCCAAUGGCAAGACUCAAGACCAAAUCGCAUCGGAGCUAGCCGGUGAACUCCUCCAAGAUGCAGAUGGCACCACCGAAUUCGCCCAGUGGCUCUUCCAACAAGUUGACAACAUGUCUGGUGGAGCCGGUUCCUCUCAAAACGCGCCCCAGCCUCAACAAGAAUCUGGACUGGAAAUUGCGCAAGAAUCUACAGACUCAGCCAACGCCGAGUCAUCAAUACCAGCUGCCUAUGAAAUGGACAUGGCAGAUUCCGCCCCCGAAAACGCGUAUGUUGCACAACUCCAAAUUCAUCCUGUGUUUUCUAACUUGCUUUGUAGCCCCAGGGGUCCUAAAGGCUUGCACGGCGGGCGCGCACAGUCAAAUCGAGGUCGUGGAAAUCAUAAAUCUUCCGACUCUGCUUUACACCGAGUCCGAGGUAACGAUCGGAUAAACAGCCAUGGAAACACGCGGGGCGCACCCAAGGGCCCUCGAAACUCACAGGGUGUCCGACCCGGCAUGCAAAAAGCUCUCAAUAACAUUGGACUAGCUGGUCAACCACCUGGAAUUCCGCCGCAGAUGAUGCCCAAUCCAGGUCAGCCUGGACAAAACAUGCCACCGAUGAACCCCCAACAACAGAUGGAAUUCAUGGCAGCCAUGUGGGAACAGCAAACUCGCAUGCUGGCUCAGAUCACGGGAAUUAUGCCCGAGAAUGGAGGUUUUCCUCAGGGGGGCCAACCACAACAGAAUGGUCGGUCGUUAUUUGACCGAGUCGAACCAGGCCGAGGCCGAGGUGGGCGCGGUCGUGGUGGUCGUGCCAGCGGCAGUCAGAACGGGCACGCAAAGAGCAACAAGCAGCCAGAUGCCGACACCAACAUGGAGGGCGCAGAUCAGUCGAGCGAAACCACCGCAAUGGACGUUGAGUCGACCUCAGGGCAGAAGAAAUCGCAAGAUCCCUUUGACACCAUGUGCCAUUUCAACUGGCGGUGUACAAAUAAGGACUGUGCGUAUGCCCAUCAAUCGCCCGUCGCCUCAACCAGUGUGGCUGUUGACAUGAAAACCACCUGCUCGUUCGCAACUGCGUGCAAAAAUGCAAAGUGCACAGGCAGACAUCCGUCUCCUGCACUCACCAAGGCACAACAAGCCGAUACAAUCUGCAAAUUUUUCCCUCGUUGCACAAAUCCCGGCUGUGCAUUCAAGCACCCGAGCGCACCACUCUGCCGGUUUGGCGACAACUGCAAGACCCCCAACUGCACAUUCACACAUCUCCAAGAAAGAUGCAGAUAUAACCCCUGUAACAACCUUCGAUGUCCCUUCAAGCACGAGCCGGGCCAGCAACAAGCCAAAACUCUGGGAGACUACAGUUGGACUCCCGAUAAGCAGGCCGAAAAGGACGCCGCCAAAGACAACAAUGACCAUGUGAGCGACAGGAAAUUCGUGGACGAAGAAGCAGAGGAGGAAUUGAUCAAACCUGAGGGCGCGGGCGAGACAGCCAACGGAGCUGCUGCCGCCGAGCCGGUGACUGCAUAAACUGGCUGUGAAGCCCGAAAGUUCCACUCCUUUGGGUAGUUGAUGCCUGUGGAGGAGCUGACUUCUGUACAUUAUGACAAGAGGAACCGAAUAUGCGCUCCGAGAAGUAGGAGAGCAUGGGCAUGCGAUACGGGUAUACUAAGUAGUUAUUACUACUAAACUUGAGCCGUGGUCUUUGUCGUUGAGUCGUAAAGUACCAUGGCCGAGUGAGACAAGGGAAGGAACGUGAAGAUGGAAUGAUGGGAGGGUCUCUCGAUAGUGGUUUCCGCAGUGCGUGUUGAAGCCACCCGUCGUUCGCCCGAUCCCAUCCAUUGUGUAUGUAGUCUGACGAAUGAAACAGAGUUUUUGCGGCCUUAUA